AUGGACCUCUCACUAAUUCCGGCCAUGUCUCUCCUCGUCUGUUUUCUCUUAACACUCUUCUUUUUCUUCUUUGCCACGGCAAAAACACGAAGGAACUCCAGCGAAAGUGGUCGAGGCUCAUUUCCGCCUGGUCCUCCGGGACUCCCAUUGGUCGGAAACAUAUUCCAACUCGGUCUUAAUCCUCACCGUUCACUUGCUGCAUUUUCCAGAACUUAUGGAUCUAUAAUGAGUUUGAAGCUUGGAAGGUUAACCGCAGUGGUUAUAUCUUCACCGGAAGCAGCUAAAGAGGCACUUAAAACACACGACCAUGUCUUGUCCGCUCGAACAUUUAACGAUGCGAUUCGAGCCUUUGAUCACCAUAAACACUCCGUUGUCUGGAUUCCUCCAUCUGCUCGUUGGAGGUUUCUGAGGAAAACGAUAGCGAAAAAUCUGUUAUCACCGCAAAACCUAGACACUAUUCAAUCUUUAAGAAUGAGAAAGGUGGAGGAACUUGUGAGCUUAGUUAACCAAUUUUGUGAGAGAGGAGAAGCUAUUGACAUGGCUCGUGCAUCCUUCGUCACAUCUUUCAAUAUCAUCUCAAAUGCUCUGUUUUCGGUAGAUUUGGCUACGUACGACUCGAACUCCUCGCCUUACGAAUUCCACAACACGGUGGUUCACCUGAUGGAGAUCUCCGGGAAACCCAACGCAGGAGACUAUUUCAGGUUUCUAAGGUUUCUUGAUUUGCAAGGUACUCGAAAAGAAGCGGUCCUCUGCAUAGAGAGAUUAUUUAGGGUUUUCCAAGAAUUCAUCGACGCUCGGCUAGCCAAAAGAUUGUCUAAUACAGAGGCUUCGAGUAUCGAUACGUUAGAUUCCCUUCUAGAUCUUACACAAGAAAACGAAGAAGAAUUCACCAUUAAAGAUAUCAAACACAUGCUUCUCGAUCUGUUUGUUGCGGGCACGGAUACAAACUCUAGUACAAUGGAGUGGGCAAUGACGGAGUUAAUCCGUAAACCGGAGAAGAUGGUCAAAGCUCAGAGUGAGAUACGGCAAGUGAUAGGUGAAAACGGUGUCGUUCAAGAAUCUCAUAUCCAGAGUCUCCCUUACUUGCAAGCAAUUUUGAAAGAGACCCUUCGUUUGCAUCCUGCAGCUCCUUUGAUUCCUCGAAAAUCCGAAUCUGAUUUCCAAAUCUUCGGUUUCCUCGUUCCUGAGAACACUCAGGUUUUCGUGAACGUCUGGGCGAUAGGACGAGACUCGAACGUGUGGGAGAAUCCAAUGAAGUUCGAGCCAGAGAGGUUCUUGUUACGAGAAAUCGAUGUAAAAGGCAAAGAUUUCGAGCUAUUACCGUUUGGAUCGGGACGAAAGAUGUGUCCGGGAUACUCGAUGGCUCUUAAGACAAUGUCUAUGGUCCUUGCCUCUCUUCUCUAUUCCUUUGAUUGGAAACUUCAAAACGGUGUCUUCCCUCAAAACAUUGACAUGAGCGAGGUCUUCGGUCUUACCUUACACAAGGCAAAACCUCUUUGUGUUGUACCCAUCAAGAAACCUACAAUAUCGUCUUAA
Molecule: messenger RNA, 1536 nt
Organism: Arabis nemorensis
Lineage: Eukaryota; Viridiplantae; Streptophyta; Magnoliopsida; Brassicales; Brassicaceae
Source: the annotation of a GenBank genome assembly